GUUUUUUUCCUCAAAACUUUUUCUUUGAAGCCAAACAUAAGCUUGGGUUUUGGAUGGAUUAGGACGAGUGCAUUGUGAUUAACGGAUAAAAGCAUCAAAUUUAUGGAAAUCUCCGUUUACCUAACCCAUGAAAAUAUGAAGUUAAUGGAAAUCAGUUGCCAUAUUUGAAGGAUUUAUUUCCAAAUAUUUUAUGAAAUUUGAAAAGUACGACUCACCAACCGUGGAUAUUCCCCCCAAAUCACGUGCAAACCCCACUCAAAAUGACGGAGGCUUCUCCAUGUAUGGCAGUUUGUGGAAGCGUAUCCUCCACAUCGCAAUACGCUCGCUAAUCACGUUGCCCACAACACUCUGAUUGCUUCUUUCACCGUCUCUUUGUUGUUCAUCUUCCUUCACGCUCUCUCUUUUUCUUUCUAGAUAUGGCUGCCAAGCUCAUGCGCGCGGUUUGGUAUAGUGGCUAUGGCGGCGGAGCUGCUGGGCUGGAGCAUGUUGAGGUUCCAGUUCCAGCUCCUGCUAAAGAUGAGGUUUUGCUGAAAUUGGAAGCAGCAAGCCUAAAUCCAAUAAAUUGGAAAAUGCAGAAAGGCAUGCUGCGUCCUCUUUUUCCUCGCAAAUUCCCUCACAUACCAGUUACUGAUGUGGCUGGAGAGGUGGUGGAGGUUGGAUCUGGAGUCAAAGAUUUCAAAGUUGGUGACAAAGUUGUUUCCAUACUUAGCCAAUUUAGCGGAGGUGGACUAGCAGAGUUUGCCGUGGCUAAAGAGAACUUGACAGUCUCAAGGCCUGCUGAAGUGUCAGCAGCUGAAGGCGCAGGCUUGCCCAUUGCAGGUCUUACAGCUCACCAGGCUCUCACCCAGGUGGUAGGCAUCAACCUUGAUGGAAGUGGCCCAGAGAAAAACAUCCUAAUCACAGCUGCCUCAGGUGGGGUCGGUCACUAUGCUGUUCAACUUGCAAAGCUGGGAAACACACAUGUUACAGCCACUUGUGGAGCGCGAAACAUUGAUUUAGUCAAGAGCUUAGGGGCUGAUGAGGUUCUGGACUACAAGACCCCAGAUGGUGCAGCCCUCAAGAGCCCAUCUGGUCGGACAUUUGACUUUGUGAUCCACUGUGCAACAGGCAUUCCCUGGUCCACCUUCGAGCCUAACUUAAGCACAAAUGGGAAGGUAAUAGAUAUCACUCCUACCGCCAGUACGAUGCUGACUUUUGCUCUGAAGAAACUCACUUUCUCUAAGAAGCAGCUGGUGCCCUUGGUUGUAUCUCCCAAGAAGGAGAACCUGGAGUGUCUUGUUGGGUUGGUGAAGGAAGGGAAGCUUAAGACAGUGAUCGACUCGAAACAUCCCCUGAGCAAGGCUGAAGAUGCUUGGGCCAAGAGCAUCGAUGGCCAUGCUACUGGGAAGAUCAUCGUCGAGCCUUAAGCAUGAUUAUAUCAACUCUAAUAUGCCUAAUGAAAAAGGUGUGAUGUAGCAUGCGAGGGUUAGGUAAUAAUUAUUUGCAUUAGAACAAGGUAUUUGAUGAUGUUUGUUUCUGCCUCACGCUUAGCAGACUGGUUAUUGUAAAUGUGUGCAUCUUUUAUUCAUAUUUGUAAGUUGUAUAAGCUUUUGUCA
Molecule: messenger RNA, 1595 nt
Organism: Vitis vinifera (wine grape)
Lineage: Eukaryota; Viridiplantae; Streptophyta; Magnoliopsida; Vitales; Vitaceae
Product: chloroplast envelope quinone oxidoreductase homolog
Exons: 4
Coding region: 417-1406 (329 amino acids)
Molecular function (GO): oxidoreductase activity
Source: RefSeq, a predicted model, not a curated record